Messenger RNA from Homarus americanus (American lobster), 590 nucleotides. RefSeq lists its product as uncharacterized. The transcript is spliced from 2 exons. The annotation marks the transcript as partial. The record is from RefSeq and is a predicted model, not a curated record. NCBI's taxonomy places the organism in Eukaryota, Metazoa, Arthropoda, Malacostraca, Decapoda, Nephropidae.
AAUUGACCUCCACUUACGACACAGUUAAGAGAGACCAGUUAGAUCCAGCCACAGUCACCACAGUUAAGAGGGACCAGUUAGAUCCAGCCACAGUCACCACAGUUAAGAGGGACCAGUUAGAUCCAGCCCCAGUCAUUACAGUUAAGAGGGACCAGUUAGAUCCAGCCACAGUCACCACAGUUAAGAGGGGACCAUUAGAGAGAGACCAGUUAGAUCCAGCCACAGUCACCACAGAUAAGAGGGACCAGUUAGAUCCAGCCACAGUCACCACAGAUAAGAGGGACCAGUUAGAUCCAGCCCCAGUCAUCACAGUUAAGAGGGACCAGUUAGAUCCAGCCACAGUCACCACAGAUAAGAGGGACCAGUUAGAUCCAGCCCCAGUCAUCACAGUUAAGAGGGACCAGUUAGAUCCAGCCACAGUCACCACAGUUAAGAGGGACCAGUUAGAUCCAGCCACAGUCACCACAGUUAAGAGGGACCAGUUAGAUCCAGCCCCAGACACCACAGUUAAGAGGGACCAGUUAGAUCCAGCCACAGUCACCACAGUUAAGAGGGACCAGUUAGAUCCAGCCCCAGUCACACAGUUAUGA